UUAACACCCUUCUACUGUAUGAAAGUGAAAUAUUUAUAAUUAUACUUUUUGACAAACUUAAUAAAAUUGUAAUAAUAAUCAGAAACAAAAUGUACCAAAAUUAACCAUAUAUAAAUUUUAAAAUUAUAUCCAAUUUGUAACAAUAUAUUGUGCUUUUCCAAAAGAAAUGUCUGCAAGUCAUCAAAUAAUACAUGCCCUUUCAGAAGCAACAGCCAUACGUUUAUUUAAUAGUGUAGUGGCCACAGAUCAAGCUAGCGAAAGGCAAGUUUUUGUCAUACAGCGGCAAACGGCUCAAAGAAUGCAACAAAAUUCAAUUGAAUCCAUUAGAUCUAGCAAUGAAUUUAACCAUUCAUGUCGUAUUUGUCGUUGGAAUCGUAGUGAUAUGGAAAUAACAAAAUGUCCUUGCCUGUGCAAAGGAAGUGUGGGCUUUAUACACUUGCAAUGUUUAAAAAGAUGGAUUAUGCAAAGACGUGAUAAUCAUUGCGAGAUUUGUAAUGCUACCUUUAAUAUACCAGAGGAAAAAUUUAGCUUACGGCGCAUAUUGAAAACAUUUUUUGGCCAUUGCGCUGCUCCCAUAGCCAAACACUUGCUUUAUUGUAUUUCCCUACUGCCCUUAACGCACAUUAUACUACAACAGGUGGUCAUAUGUAUGGAAAAUAUCAAUUUAAGUCCUCAAGAACAAUUGACCAUAAAGGAAGUGGUUUUGGCUUCCAGUGCCCUUAUGACUUCAAGUGCCUUAUUCUUUCAUUUUUUUGAGUUUAUUGCAACACGUUUAAUUCUAAUACGCAACAUUUUAAGGCACUGGUGGAUGUUUGGUAAUGCCUCGGAUUUUGCGCUCAUUCCAAUAGAAAGUGAUAUAUUGGAUUUAUUUAGACAAUAGAAAAAUUAUCAUGAAAAACUUACCAACUUUAUAUUCUCCAUAAUAUUUAUAGUAAUUUUAACACUUUUUUAGCACUUAUUUCUUUCUAUUUAAUAAAAAUUUAAUAAUUUAAAA
Messenger RNA from Lucilia cuprina (Australian sheep blowfly), 994 nucleotides. RefSeq lists its product as uncharacterized. The record is from RefSeq and is a predicted model, not a curated record. Gene Ontology annotation, molecular function: zinc ion binding; ubiquitin-protein transferase activity. NCBI's taxonomy places the organism in Eukaryota, Metazoa, Arthropoda, Insecta, Diptera, Calliphoridae. The transcript is spliced from 3 exons. The coding region runs from base 167 to 880 and encodes 237 amino acids. Gene Ontology annotation, biological process: protein ubiquitination.